Molecule: messenger RNA, 2212 nt
Organism: Neurospora tetrasperma FGSC 2508
Lineage: Eukaryota; Fungi; Ascomycota; Sordariomycetes; Sordariales; Sordariaceae
Product: phosphoglucomutase 2
Exons: 5
Coding region: 123-1787 (554 amino acids)
Biological process (GO): carbohydrate metabolic process
Cellular component (GO): cytosol
Molecular function (GO): magnesium ion binding; phosphoglucomutase activity
Source: RefSeq, a predicted model, not a curated record
UUCUCCUACGGUCAACUUGUAAAGCUCUCGCCGUUACUUAUCCUACUUCUGAUUCUUCAUUCUUUUCAGUUAUCCAGCCAACCAUCCUCUAACACCUACCUUACUCACACAAGCGCGCAACCAUGGAGGUCCAGACUGUCGAGUUCAAGCCAUUCACCGACCAGAAGCCGGGCACCUCCGGACUUCGUAAAAAAGUGACCGUAUUCCAACAGCCACACUAUAGCGAGGCCUUCAUCACGAGCAUCUUGCUCUCCAUCCCUGAAGGUGCCGAAGGUGCCUUCCUCGUCAUCGGCGGGGAUGGCCGAUUUUGGAACCCUGAGGUGAUUCAGCUGAUUGCCAAGAUUGGUGCCGCGUAUGGCGUCAAGAAGCUCCUGAUCGGCCAGGAUGGCAUCUUGUCGACCCCUGCCGCCAGCCAUGUCAUCCGCAAGCGCAAGGCGACAGGUGGCAUCCUUCUGACCGCUAGCCACAACCCCGGAGGUCCCAAGAACGACUUUGGCAUCAAGUACAACCUCGCCAACGGUGGCCCGGCGCCCGAGUCGGUCACCAACAAGAUCUACGAAGUCUCCAAGACCCUGACCUCGUACAAGAUUGCGAGCAUUCCCAACAUUGACAUUUCAACCAUUGGUACCAAGACGUACGGUGACCUCGAGGUCGAGGUGGUCGAUAGCACCGCGGACUAUGUCGAGAUGCUCAAGGAUAUCUUCGACUUCGACCUGAUCAAGAAGUUUUUUGCCACUCAUCCUGAUUUCAAGGUCUUGUUCGACGGUCUUUCGGGCGUGACCGGACCGUACGGCAAGGCCAUCUUCCAGCAGGAGCUCGGUCUUGGCUCCGAGUCGACACAGAACUGCGAGCCUUCCCCUGACUUCAACGGUGGCCACCCUGACCCCAACCUUACUUACGCACACAGCUUGGUUGAGACUGUGGAGAAAAACAACAUUCCGUUUGGCGCAGCCUCUGACGGUGACGGAGAUCGCAACAUGAUCUACGGUGCUGGCGCUUUUGUGUCGCCCGGUGACAGUUUGGCUAUUAUCGCUCACCAUGCCCAGCUUAUUCCCUACUUUAAGAAGAAUGGUGUGUACGGCCUGGCACGCAGUAUGCCUACUUCGGGAGCAGUGGAUUUGGUUGCCAAGAAGCAAGGCCUGAACUGCUAUGAGGUUCCCACUGGCUGGAAGUUUUUCUGCGCCUUGUUCGACGCCAAUAAGCUCUCUAUCUGCGGCGAAGAGUCGUUUGGAACAGGCAGCAACCACAUCAGAGAGAAGGAUGGUCUCUGGGCCAUUGUGGCUUGGUUGAAUAUCAUUGCGGGAUUGGGUGUCGCCAACCCCGGAGUAGCGCCCAGCAUCAAACAGAUCCAAAAGGAUUUCUGGGCUGAGUACGGACGAACCUUCUUCACCCGCUACGAUUACGAGGAUGUGGACUCAGAAGGUGCCAACAAAGUUGUUGGUAUCCUCAGGGAUUUGGUGGCGGAUCCAAACUUUGUAGGAAGCAAGGUUGGAGAUCGUACUGUCACGGAAGCUGGGGACUUUUCGUACACCGAUUUGGACGGCUCAGUCUCUUCCAACCAAGGUCUGUAUGCCCGCUUUUCCUCGGGCAGCAGGAUCGUUGUUCGCCUGUCCGGCACCGGUUCUUCCGGCGCCACCAUCCGCUUGUACAUUGAGCAGCACAGCACGGAUCCCGCCACAUAUGAUAUGGAUGCCCAGGACUUCCUGGCGCCUGAAAUCAAGAUGGCAACCGAGCUCUUGAAGUUCAAGGAAUUCGUUGGUCGUGACGAGCCGGACGUGAAGACAUGAGUUUGGCGUUCAUGUAGGCCUAUGGAACCAACUAGGGCUGGGGUGGCUAGUUCUCCGAGAUUUUGACAGUGCAGGCAAAAUAAUGUAAUUCAUCUUCCAACCGAUCGAAUCCAUAUCGUACGUAUGGUGGCCAUGUCGCUCCUGCCCUAGCAUGAAGAUACGAUCUAGUCCUUCUGAAAAAUAGCAGAUCGAUAGUACCUAGCCUCUGCGAUGCUCUCCAGAAUGUCCUCCUUCGCCGUAUGAUGUCCCUGCUUGGUAGGGGCUCCCGAGGCGAUAUGAGGGCACCAACGACGAGCAGCUUCUUUUAGACUACUUACGUCCAAGAUGCGGUAGUGCAAAUGAUCGACGACCCUGUCAUAGGGCUCCUUGCGGAGAAAGGCGCGGUCGGCAUGUACGCUGUUUCCGGCUAAGAGGGCCACGCGCUU